Molecule: messenger RNA, 1062 nt
Organism: Colossoma macropomum (tambaqui)
Lineage: Eukaryota; Metazoa; Chordata; Actinopteri; Characiformes; Serrasalmidae
Product: tripartite motif-containing protein 16-like
Exons: 5
Coding region: 1-1062 (353 amino acids)
Molecular function (GO): protein binding
Source: RefSeq, a predicted model, not a curated record
AUGGUUGUCGUUGUUCUCCUGUCCUCUCUUACAGCGGACGUCCUCCUCCCACCAUCACUCUUCGCUGACGUCGGUGCCCGGGGGCUCUCGGCACAGGUAUCUAUACAGCGUACUGAGAAGAUCUUCACUGAGUUUGCAUCCUUUCUUUUGAGAAAACAGUCUGAAGUGGUGGAGAUGAUCAAAGCUCAGGAGAGGGCUUCAGUGAGGCAAGCUGAAGGUGUCCUGGUGAAACUGGAGCAGGAGAUUGCUAAUCUCAAGAGGAGAACUGAAGAGAUUGAGGAGCUUUUACAAACAUAUGAUCACAUUCACUUCCUCCAGAGUUUCCAGUCUCUAUCUGCCCCUAUUGAGGCCAAAGACUUGCUGACCAUCACCCUCAGUCCUCAAAGCACCUUUGCAUAUGUAGAGAAAUCUCUCAGUGAAUUUAAAGACCAACUAGAAGAUUUCAGCACAGUGACCAUUGGCAGGAUAGACAAAGAAGUUAAGGCUGUUGAAAUAAUUAAGCAGACUGAACCCAGAACCAGAGAAGAGUUUCUCCAACAUUCCUGCCUGCUCACCCUGGACACCAACACAACAAACCGGCUACUGUGGCUCUCUGAAGGGAACAAAAAAGUGACCUGCAAUAAAGAAGGCACUUCGUACCCUAGUCAUCCAGAGAGAUUUGUCGAGCAUGAGCAGGUUCUGUGCAGAGAGGGUCUGGCAGGACGUUGUUACUGGGAGGUGGAGUGGAGUGGGAAGCUUGGAGUCUCUAUAGCAGUGGCAUAUAAAGGGCUACAGAGGGCUGGUUCGGACAGUCUGUUUGGUCGUGAUAAUCAGUCGUGGAGAUUAAGAUUCACUGAAAAAAACUGGCACUUCUGGCACAACAAUAACAAGACUGAAGUCCCCAAAGUGCCCAAUUGCUCUAGAAUAGGAGUAUAUUUGGAUCACGAGGCAGGAACUCUGUCCUUCUACAGCGUUUCUGACACAAUGACCCUCCUACACAAAGUCCAGACCAAGUUCAAUAGACCUCUCUACGCCGGGUUUAAGAUCAACUGUGAUUCAACCUUAAGAAUUUGUGACUUAUGA